This is a messenger RNA of Tympanuchus pallidicinctus (lesser prairie-chicken), 5126 nucleotides long. It is a transcript of the gene PLCG1, whose product is annotated as phospholipase C gamma 1. The record is from RefSeq and is a predicted model, not a curated record. Gene Ontology annotation, molecular function: protein binding; phosphatidylinositol-4,5-bisphosphate phospholipase C activity; calcium ion binding. NCBI's taxonomy places the organism in Eukaryota, Metazoa, Chordata, Aves, Galliformes, Phasianidae. The transcript has 33 exons. The coding region runs from base 430 to 3903 and encodes 1157 amino acids. Gene Ontology annotation, biological process: phospholipid catabolic process; phosphatidylinositol-mediated signaling; positive regulation of epithelial cell migration.
GCCCGAGAGGAAAACUUUCCAGGUGAAGCUGGAAACGCGGCAGGUCACCUGGAGCCGUGGCUCCGAGAAGACCGAGGGAGCCGUGUCUCAUCAGUCAUUUUAAUGCCUUGUGGUGGUUUGUUGGAGAGGCCUCGCUGCUUGUGGAGCACGGCUGGGGAAAGCACCAAGACAAGAGCAAGAGCCUUGGCACGCCAGCUUUGGUAUGAGCCUUGGAGCAGCUCAUCUCCAGUGCUGGAGACCAAAUAAAUCCCAGUGGAUAUUCGUGAAAUCAAAGAGAUUCGUCCUGGAAAGAAUUCACGUGAUUUUGACCGGUACCAGGAGGAUCCGUGCUUCCGACCAGACCAGUCCCAUUGCUUCGUGGUCCUCUAUGGCACAGAGUUCAGGCUGAAGACCCUCAGCUUGCAAGCCACUUCUGAGGAUGAGGUCAACAUGUGGAUCAAGGGACUGAACUGGCUGGUGGCAGAUACUCUGAGGGCUGCCACUCCUCUGCAGAUUGAAAGGUGGCUCCGGAAGCAGUUCUACACACUGGACCGCAACCGGGAGGACAGGAUCUCUGCCAAGGACCUGAAGAACAUGCUGUCCCAGGUCAACUACCGCGUGCCCAACAUGAGGUUCCUGCGGGAGCGCCUGACGGACAUGGAGCAGAGGAAUGGGGAUAUCACAUACGGGCAGUUUGCACAGCUCUACCGCAGCCUGAUGUUCAGUGCCCAGAAAACGAUGGAUGUCCCAUUCCUAGAUAGGGGUGGAGAAAGGUCUGAGCACUUCAGGGUGUCACUGAUGGAGUUCCAGAAGUUCCUACUCGAGUACCAGAGGGAGCUCUGGGCUGCAGACAGCCUUCAGGUACAGGAGUUCAUGUUCAACUUUCUGAGAGACCCUUUGAGAGAGAUUGACGAGCCUUAUUUCUCCCUAGAUGAGUUUCUCACCUUCCUGUUUUCCAAAGAGAACAGCAUCUGGAACUCACAGCUGGACAUGGUGUGUCCCGAGAACAUGAACAACCCCUUGUCCCAUUACUGGAUCUCCUCCUCACACAACACGUACCUGACGGGGGAUCAGUUCUCGAGUGAGUCCUCGCUGGAGGCGUACGCCCGCUGCCUGCGCAUGGGGUGCCGCUGUAUCGAACUGGAUUGCUGGGAUGGUCCCGAUGGUAUGCCAGUCAUCUACCACGGGCACACCUUAACCACCAAGAUCAAGUUCUCUGACGUCUUGGUCACCAUCAAGGAGCAUGCCUUUGUCACCUCUGAUUUCCCCGUCAUUUUGUCCAUUGAGGAUCACUGCAGCAUCGCUCAGCAGAGGAACAUGGCUCAGAAUUUCAAGAAGGUCUUUGGGGACAUGCUCUUGACCAAACCCGUAGAUAUUUCUGCUGACGGACUUCCGUCCCCAAACCAACUCAAGAGGAAGAUUCUCAUCAAGCACAAGAAACUGGCAGAGGGCAGUGCGUACGAGGAGCUGCCCACUUCUGUUAUGUAUUCAGAGAACGACAUCAGCAACUCCAUCAAAAACGGGAUCCUCUACCUGGAAGACCCCAUCAAUCACGAGUGGAACCCGCAUUACUUUGUCCUGACCAGCAGCAAGAUCUAUUACUCGGGGGAGACAACCAGCGACCAGGGAAAUGAGGAUGAGGAGGAGCAGAAGGAGGUCAGCAACAGCACUGAGCUGCAUUCCACAGAGAAGUGGUUCCACGGCAAGCUGGGAGCAGGGCGCGAUGGGCGGCACAUCGCUGAGCGGCUGCUGACAGAGUACUGCAUCGAGACGGGGGCCCCCGAUGGCUCCUUCCUCGUCAGGGAGAGCGAGACCUUUGUUGGGGACUACACCCUGUCCUUCUGGCGCAAUGGGAAGGUGCAGCACUGCCGCAUCCACUCACGGCAGGACGCCGGCAGCCCCAAGUUCUUCCUGACAGACAACCUGGUGUUUGACAGCCUCUACGACCUCAUCACCCACUAUCAGGAGGUGCCGCUGAGGUGCAAUGAGUUCGAGAUGAGGCUGACAGAGCCGGUGCCUCAGACCAACGCCCAUGAGAGCAAAGAGUGGUACCACGCCAACCUCACUCGUGCCCAAGCUGAGCACAUGCUGAUGCGGGUGCCACGGGACGGAGCCUUCCUGGUGCGCAAGAGGAGCGAACCCAGCUCCUACGCCAUCUCCUUCAGGGCGGAAGGGAAAAUCAAGCACUGCCGUGUGCAGCAGGAAGGCCAGACUGUGCUGCUGGGCAACUCUGAGUUCGAGAGCCUGGUGGACUUAAUCAGCUACUAUGAGAAGCACCCGCUGUACCGCAAGAUGAAGCUGAGGUACCCCAUCAACGAGGAGACGCUGGAGAAGAUCGGGACAGCAGAGCCGGACUAUGGAGCGCUCUACGAGGGACGCCAUCCUGGCUUCUAUGUAGAGGCCAACCCCAUGCCGACCUUCAAGUGUGCAGUCAAAGCUCUGUUUGACUACAAGGCGCAGAGGGAGGAUGAGCUCACCUUCACCAAAAAUGCCAUCAUCCAGAAUGUGGAGAAGCAGGAAGGAGGCUGGUGGAGGGGGGAUUAUGGUGGCAAGAAACAGUUGUGGUUCCCUUCCAACUAUGUGGAGGAGAUCAGCAGCCCCAGCAGCCUGGAGCCAGAGCGGGAGCAGCAGCUGGAUGAGAACAGCCCCCUGGGAGACCUGCUGGGAGGUGUCCUGGAUGUGCCGUCUUGCCAGAUUGCCAUCCGCCCCGAGGGAAAGAACAACCGCCUGUUUGUCUUCUCCAUUAGCAUGGCCUCUGUGUCACGCUUGUCCCUUGACGUGGCAGCCGAUACACACGAGGACUUGCUGGACUGGGUGAAGAAGAUCCGGGAGGCAGCCCAGACAGCUGAUGCACGGCUCUCUGAAGGGAAGAUGAUGGAGAGGAGGAAGAAGAUCGCCUUGGAGCUUUCAGAGCUAGUGGUCUAUUGCCGACCUGUGCCCUUCGAUGAAGAGAAGAUCGGCACAGAGAGGGCCUGUUACCGAGACAUGUCCUCCUUCCCUGAGACCAAGGCAGAGAAGUACGUCAACAAGAUCAAAGGCAAGAAGUUCCUGCAGUACAACCGCCUGCAGCUCUCCCGUAUCUACCCCAAGGGCCAGCGCCUCGACUCCUCCAACUACGACCCCCUGCCCAUGUGGAUCUGUGGCAGCCAGCUGGUGGCCCUCAAUUUCCAGACUCCUGACAAGCCCAUGCAGAUGAACCAGGCCUUGUUCCUGUCCAGCGGGCAGUGCGGGUACGUUCUGCAGCCAGCCAACAUGCGGGACGACAUCUUUGACCCCUUUGACAAGAGCACGCUGCGCGGCGUCGAGCCGCUCUCCAUCUCCAUCGAGGUCCUGGGGGCCCGGCACCUCCCCAAAAACGGCAGAGGAAUCGUUUGUCCCUUUGUGGAGGUGGAGGUUUCUGGGGCAGAGUACGACAACGCAAAGCAGAAAACAGAGAUUGUGGCGGACAAUGGCCUGAACCCCCUCUGGAGCCCGAAGCAGUUCCACUUCCAGGUCAGCAACCCUGAGUUUGCCUUCCUCCGCUUUGUGGUGUAUGAGGAGGACAUGUUCAGCGAUGAGAACUUCCUGGCCCAGGCGACUUUCCUGGUGAAAGGCUUGAAGACAGGGUUCCGAGCCGUACCCCUGAAGAACAACUACAGUGAGAACCUGGAGCUGGCUUCCCUGCUUGUCAAGAUCGACAUUUUCCCCAGCAAGCAGGAAAAUGGUGACAUCAGCCUCUUUGGUGGCUCCGUGCUGCGGGAGCGAGGCGGGGACAUGGCCAGCCAGCUGCUGGCCAGCAGAGCCAGGGAGGGCUCCUUCGAGGUGCGGUACCAGCAGCCCUUUGAGGACUUCCGAGUGUCACAGGAGCAGCUGGCGGAGCACUUUGAGAGCCGGGAGCGAAGGGCGCUGCGAAGGACCAGGGUCAACGGGGACAACCGGCUGUAGGGCCGGCGGGAAGCACCUCCUGUGCCUGUGAGUCUCAGGGCACGCUGCGAACUGGUUUCUAUGGAAACGGCACUGCUAUGGCCUACUUUCAGGCAGCUUUUCCAGUUUCUCUGCUGAAGUGUGUUCGAGUGGAGAACUAAAAAAAAAAAAAAAAAAAGGAAAAAAAAAUAAUAAACAACCAAAAACCCACCCCAACACCCACCCACCUCCACCACCAAGCCCUUAAUGAAGCGGAUGGAUGUGCACAGUCUGCCAGCCGCCGGGUGAGAGACAAAACUGUAAUCACAAGGAACUGGGCAAACAGCACCAAGCACUGCGCCGCCCGCCCUCCACCCACUGUCUCAGUGUGCACAGGGCUGUAUUCUGCCUCCAGGGCAGCAGCAGCCCUGCAGCUCCACGGCCACUAGCUUAAAGUCUAAUAAACGUGUCAGUAUUACGUGCACGCUGUCUCAUUUUGCUGCCCUUGUCUUCCUACGUGCUGGGAGGAACGAGCAGGAGCUGCCCCAGGGUUACAGCUGGGGCGAGAAGCGGAGGUUGUAUGGCUGCAAGGGGGGCAGGGCUGGGGGGGAUGCAGCCUCUCAAUCAGCAGCCGACUCUCGUUCGUAUUUUACGCUCUUUAUUUAGGAACAAUCAAAAAUGUCUGGUUUCAUUUCAACAAACUCAACAAACUGUACAAGCAAACUCUUUCCCUCUCCCACCCUCAUGUCCACAUAUACAAAAGGAAGGGAAUCUUGCCGUUCACUUCUCAGAAGUGGCAUUGUUGCUACAGGGAGUUCGUGCCCUCAGAAUGAGAGCAGUAAAGUCCAUAGCAGUGCAAGCUACCCUAGCCCAAGUCAUAGCCACAGCCCACAGUCACAGGCAGCUUCACUUUCGUUUUGUUUUGUUGUUUGUUUUUUUUUUGUCUUUGUUUUCUCUUUAAAACCUUUAUGAAAAGUAAAAACUAUUUCCUGUCUCGCCCGGCUGCCAAGGUGACCAUCUAAAAUCGUGGUCUUAAAAACAGUAAGAAUUGGAACCCCCUGGUACAAAGACACAGCAGAGCCUCUGCUCUGCCCCCAGCUGCACGGCCACCCUUAUGAAAGGUCCCGGUGCAGCUACAAUUACAUUUUCCUUUGGAUAAAUCCAAGCCAAAAAAAAAAAAAAAAAAAUAUCCAGGUCAUUCAGCACCAGCAUGAUUUCUAAAUAAUAAUAAUUAAAACAAAAAAGAAAAAAAAAAAAAAAAAAAA